Messenger RNA from Amphibalanus amphitrite, 1685 nucleotides. RefSeq lists its product as uncharacterized. Gene Ontology annotation, cellular component: nucleus; transcription regulator complex. Gene Ontology annotation, biological process: regulation of transcription by RNA polymerase II. The coding region runs from base 355 to 1209 and encodes 284 amino acids. The transcript has 4 exons. The record is from RefSeq and is a predicted model, not a curated record. Lineage: Eukaryota; Metazoa; Arthropoda; Thecostraca; Balanomorpha; Balanidae.
CAAAUUCCGUACCGAUUUUAAGGAAAUCUCGGUAAAACGCAUGACGGUUUCACGCAAACUCGGAAAUCUCGUACCUAUAAAAAGUUCAAUUAUUUGAACUUUUCAUCGUCUUCUGCGGUGAUCUCGGCCGGGAGACAUGACUUGCGCGCUGCGGCAAAUGUGAAUUUGUGUAAACAAACAACGCAAUUUUGUGUUUGGCUCUUGACAAUAGGUGCAAGUUGUUAAUUGUGUGCAGGUUAGGAAGUUUGUGUGCAAGUUUUUUUAGUAUAAAGAAGAUGAGUGAAGAUUUCAGUGAGGCAGUGAUUGAAGCUGUGCGGAAGCGGCCAGGUCUGUGGGACAAGAGGUCCAAGGAUUAUGCGAAAAAAAAAAUCUGCCAAGGAGUACGACUGGCGGAUCGUGGCAGAGGAGUGCCGCUCGGAAGUCGAUCUCGUGAAAGAAAAAUGGCGUCACGUCCGAGACUAUUAUAUCGCUCGCCGACGCAAACAACCACCGAGUGGCUCCUCAGCCAGCGCUGGUCGCCAGCUGGGCCGAUACGGCCAGAUCCUGAGCUUCUUGGAUCCCGUGGCUCAGCGUGGACCAACCACCUCGUCUGCUGACUUCCGCCGCCCAAACUCGGUGGGACCAUCUCACCCUGCUCCUGCUCCUGUUCCUGCCGAGUCGGACCUCCUUCUGGAUGAUGAUGGGAGUAUCCCGGUUGGGAGCUACGAGGAGGUGGACGAGAACGAGACGCAGUUUUCGGCGGUCCCGAUGGAACCUGGCACAGGGGGCGCACAGACCCAGGACAGCACGCCAGACACAAUCAAUGACGCAAGCCCAGCACCGCACACAAAUCCAACACCGAGCACAAACACAACGGCCACAAAUCCAGCACCGAUCACAAACGCAGCACAGAACAUAAACGCCACACCAAGCACCUCUCACUACAGAAACCAUGCACAAGAUCAGCAAACAACGCCACAGCAGUCAUCGCAAACCACCAGAACACCAAAACGCAAGCUGGGCCCAUCGCCUGAUGUGGACCGGGCCAUCAUGGCGGAGCUGCAGCGGGGGCGUGAGAGGCAGAUGGAACGGGAGAGGGAGCGAGAUGCGGAUAGUGAAUACCACUUCUGCAUGUACCUGUAUGCAGAGUUGCGGAAGAGAAACGGCGCGGCCAGAAAGGAGAUUAAGAGGCGUUUUUGCGCGGUCCUGGAUGAUUAUGAUUCAGAGUAGCUGCGUGUCGUCAGUGUGGUCCGCUUUAUGCGCGACGGUGGUUAAGAGACGUUAAUCGUCGUGAAAUGUGCUAGUUUCUUCAUAAAUAUGAAUGAAAUCAGACUUUUACGACUAGACAUCGCAGUUAGUCAAUUGCCUCUCGGCUACUUGUCAUGCAUUGUUCUUUUUUGUUGAAAACGGCUUCGAUGCGCUCUUCCUUAUAGACUGGACAAAAAUCAUAACAGCCGUGAUAUGUUGUCAUUUUGUUUCUGUGUUUGUUAUUUCGUUAUCAGUUAAUCUCACCUGUAUUUGUGCAUAUGGGCGUGUGUGUCUAGACCAGGUGUGUGUAUGAAGUGAUUGGUUGUAUAUAUGACGUGACAUUGGGCUGGGCGUCUGUGCAAUUUUCGAUAGAGGAAGCGAUUGUUGAAAUUUUCGACUUAUUCCACGUUUUAACAUUGAAUAAAUGGUCAUAUCAACAACUUGUUUAGGCUUCCAUA